Molecule: messenger RNA, 2901 nt
Organism: Dicentrarchus labrax (European seabass)
Lineage: Eukaryota; Metazoa; Chordata; Actinopteri; Moronidae
Gene: sdsl
Product: serine dehydratase-like
Exons: 9
Coding region: 169-1137 (322 amino acids)
Biological process (GO): L-threonine catabolic process; L-serine catabolic process
Molecular function (GO): pyridoxal phosphate binding; threonine deaminase activity; L-serine ammonia-lyase activity
Source: RefSeq, a predicted model, not a curated record
GUAGGAGCUCCCGGAAGUAGGGGUGUUCAGCUGUUUUUGUUUUCUGCUAUGUGCUAGCAUUAUGUAGCGUACACUGAAAAUAUGACACACUUUGCAUGAAUUAAACGUCCUUAUCCUUCAGAGGCUCCUUCAACAAGACAUUUUACCUAAACUGAGAUCAGACGCACCAUGGCAGAGCAUUUCCACCUAAACACCCCGCUGCUGGAGACCGUCAGCAUGUCCAAACGUGUGGGAACCACCGUGUACCUAAAGAUGGAGAAUUCACAGCCCUCCGGUUCCUUUAAGAUCCGUGGCAUUGGACACCUCUGCCAGCAGCUCGCCAGACAGUCCAAAGGAGUUGUCUGCGCUUCAGGUGGUAAUGCAGGUAUGGCGGCAGCCUACACAGCCAGAAAGAUGGGCGUACCAGCCACCAUCGUAGUUCCCUCAUCUUCUCCUCAGCUGGUCGUUCAGAGACUCCGGGAUGAGGGUGCUACUGUCAAGAUUAUAGGCAAGGUCUGGGAUGAUGCCAAUGCAGAGGCUCUCCGACUGGCAGAGACUGAAGGACUCACAUUUGUUCCUCCAUUCGAUCACCCUCUGCUCUGGCAGGGCCACGCCAGUAUGAUCACGGAGGUCGCAGACUCUCUGGGUCCCGGCGUGAAGCCCGGAGCUGUGCUGGUGUCCGUCGGCGGAGGGGGGCUCCUCUGCGGGGUCGCCCAGGGCCUGAAGGACGUAGGCUGGACAGACGUACCCAUCAUCGCCAUGGAGACGGUGGGGGCCCACUGUUUCAACGCGGCGGUUAAGGCGGGGAGGGUGGUCACCCUGGAUGACAUCACCAGUGAGGCUAAGUGUCUCGGAGCGAAGACAGUUUGCAGGAAAGCUUUCGAAUACAGCCAGUGCAGCGAGCUUACGGUCAUCUCUGAGCUUGUGACUGACCAGCAGGCUCUGCAGGCGGUCGAGACAUUCCUGGAUGAGGAGCGUGUGUUGGUGGAGAUGGCGUGUGGAGCAGCACUCGCGGCAGUCUACAGUGGAUUUAUACGCAGAUUACAGGACGAAGGUCAGCUGCCGACUCUCUUGGGUCCCCUGCUGGUGAUCGUGUGCGGUGGCAGCAGCGUCGACAUGAAGCAGCUGGCACACCUCAAACACAAACUGCAGACAUAAACUACACCGUGUGUGUGUGUGUGUGUGUGUGUGUGUGUGUGUGUGUGUGUGUGCAGGUGCAUAGCAAUACAUGUGUCUCUGUGUGGCUGAGCUAAAAGAUUGCAUCAGUUCAGUGAAUGAUGUGUGGAUGGAUUCAUAGAAUAAAGCUCAAUUCCUCAAAUAAGAGCUACAGACAUGUCUUCUAAUUUUGAAGCCAAUGUGUUUGAAUUGCUGCUCAUUUAUGAAUUAAUGCUUCUGAUAUUGCAAUUUAUCAUUCAAGUCACAUAAAAUAUAUAAACAGAAUUAAUUUCUUCAGUUAUAAAUUAUUGAGUGAAUAUGUUUUAACCAUGCUCAGCUCACUAAAUUCAAUUACCAGGUUUCCCCACAGGGUGGUGCCACACUUCACUAUUCAGAAAUCCUCUGGCUCUCCACAGUCUGAGUCAAGACACAGAAGACUUUAUGGAGAAAAAAAGUGUUAUCAAACAAACAACAAACAUUUGUUGAUGUGAUUUAAUCAGAAAUUAACUGUACUUCAGCACUCUCAGUCUGAGGCAUCAAGAUAUUUGUUGAAACUAGUUUCGUCUUAAAUUUCAUAUUAAUUUGACGACACUGCACCUAAAUAUUUGUGCAUUUGAGUCACCUCUCUCUUUCUGUGAAUGCAUUUGCAGCCUUGGGUUGUUUUUCCGAUGUUGAAAUAUAUUUUAGAUGAAAACCUUUCAGACUUUUAAUGCUGGAUUGUUUCGUGUCAUUAUUAUAAAUUUAGUAGUCUAGUCAAUUUGUGUUACAUGUAGGAAGGUAUUACUAUGGAAACAGCUCCUCACUGUCCUGCCUGCGUCAGAGAAGCCAGUGGAAAGUGUUGCAUUUAAUAACCUGUUGAUAGUCUUUGCCUUCUGAACUCUCAGACGGUUGCAUAAGAUAUUAAGUUCACAAAGAGAAGAAGCAGAAAAUGGACUUUAUGUUAACAUUGUGAUCACUUGCAUUACAUUGUCUAUUAGAAAGCACCUCAGGAUGAUUUAUUGAUCAAAACAAAAGAUUGUUUUUGAAUAUAUAGCGUAUAAGAAAGUGGAAUGAAAACAGCUCCAUACGUAACCUGGUGGAGGUGAAAACUGGAGAGUUUUGUGAUGAAAGUAACUGUUUUUUAGUCUCUACAGUAAGUGUUUGGUUGGAGUGCCAUAUCCUGCAGUUUACAUAUCAGAUAAAAAAUAAUUCAUGUAAACAUUGUCGCUGCUGUUUAGAUUGGUAUACUCAUCAGUCUGACUUCCACUCAUUAGGUUUUUUCCAGAGCUUUCAGUUACAUCACAUGGCCUUCAUCAGUAGUGACCUAAGUAUUGAACUUCAAACCCAUUUAGUAAAAACAUUAUAGUAUGUAUUUGUAAUUUUAUGAUAUGAGAAAAAGCACGAAUGACCCAGAUAAACAAAAAAGACUAUCGGCAAGAAGAUCUACUUCUAAGUAGUUAUUCAGUUAGAUUCCCCUUGAAAUCAAUGAAACAAGGCGGUGGAAACACUACCACUUUUGUCCACAGGGGCGGCCAGAAUCAACACAAAAUGAAAGUUUCCUGUUGCUGCUUUAAUCAAUAGCGGGAAUAUGAGACUGCUGGUUUGAGAUGAAUUUGGAGUCUUGACUCCACUUGACAAACUACAUCCAAAGACUGUACUUCUGUAUAUCUGUAAUCUUUAUUGGACCUCAAUGGAAAUAUCUGUUGGACUUAAUUGUGUUAUCUGACAUCCCUGUGUGUGAUUUAAUUUCCUCCCCCUCAUGUCAAAUACUAAACUAAAGAUAAUGUU